GUAUGCAAUUAAACUUUUAAACUUGUACAGUAAAUGAUAUUAAGCGAUUAUUAAAUUAUUAGUAUACUUACAACUAAAUAAUAUUUCCGUACUUUUUGGCCAUUCCGCACAUUAGAUAGUGGCAAGUUAAUAGUUUUAUCGAAUUUUUAAGUGAAGUUUGCGUCAAAAUUCUGUAUAAACAGCAAUUAAAAAACGCAAAAAUAGCCAGUUUUAGCAACUUUUGACGCCAAUGGAAGUGACUCACAAUUUGUCAGUCAGAAUAUCUAGGAGAAACAUAAACACCACAUAACCUCAAGUAAUAGAAACUCUGAUAGAAACAUAUUCAAAAUGGGAUUUUUAACAGUGUUAAAGAAGAUUAAACAAAAAGAAAAGGAAAUGAGAAUACUGAUACUGGGCUUGGACAAUGCUGGAAAAACUACAAUACUAAAGAGAUUCAAUGGAGAGCCAAUAGAUACAAUUUCUCCCACUUUAGGAUUCAACAUCAAAACUUUAGAACAUAGAGGUUUCAAACUUAACAUGUGGGACGUUGGCGGGCAAAAAUCGUUAAGGUCAUAUUGGAGAAACUACUUUGAAUGCACAGAUGGGCUGAUCUGGGUGGUGGAUAGUGCAGAUAAACGAAGAUUGGAGGACUGCAUGGGCGAACUACAAGCACUGUUACAGGAAGAAAAACUGGCAGGAGCCACUUUACUAAUUUUCGCAAACAAACAAGACCUGCCAGGUGCAUUUGGUCUAGGCCAGGUGAAAGAGGCCUUAGAUCUUGACAAAAUCAAAAGCCAUCACUGGAAGAUCGUGUCUUGCAGUGCAGUUACUGGAGAAAACUUGUUGGAUGGUAUCGAUUGGCUAAUCACAGAUAUUGCAACACGAAUAUUCACACUGGACUAAUACCUUAAUGAAGGACAUAUUUUUUUAAGUGAUUGCAGAAAACAAGCAUUUUUAUAUAAAUGGAUGGAUGGUCUUGGAUAGUUUCAUUCGUGCUUUCCAAACAAUGUGAUUGCGAGUAAAUUUUAAAUCGAUUAACUGUCUGCCCAAUGAUCAUUCAAUUAAGGCGCAAAUAAGCAGUUCAUCUGUUCGGAACUUCAUAAAUCGCAAAAAUAAACAAUUACAAAAUUAA
This is a messenger RNA of Dendroctonus ponderosae (mountain pine beetle), 1111 nucleotides long. It is a transcript of the gene Arl2, whose product is annotated as ADP-ribosylation factor-like protein 2. Gene Ontology annotation, biological process: protein folding. Bases 328 to 882 code for a protein of 184 amino acids. Gene Ontology annotation, molecular function: GTP binding; GTPase activity. The record is from RefSeq and is a predicted model, not a curated record. Lineage: Eukaryota; Metazoa; Arthropoda; Insecta; Coleoptera; Curculionidae. Gene Ontology annotation, cellular component: microtubule cytoskeleton; cytoplasm. The transcript is spliced from 5 exons.